Messenger RNA from Rhizoctonia solani, 3273 nucleotides. RefSeq lists its product as uncharacterized. NCBI's taxonomy places the organism in Eukaryota, Fungi, Basidiomycota, Agaricomycetes, Cantharellales, Ceratobasidiaceae. The record is from RefSeq and is a predicted model, not a curated record. The transcript has 7 exons. Bases 1 to 3273 code for a protein of 1090 amino acids.
AUGGGGAGCCUAGGCGAACUAUCUGCACGCAAUAUCAUUGUAUCCGGGAAGGAUAUAAUCGAACGGAACAACAUCCUUUCUAUCCCGGGUACUUUCUUGAAUUUACUCCCUGCAUUUGAUGCCCCAGUCCCCGAUGCUCUUCAAUUCGCUUUUCCACCUCUCAAUAACAAUUCAUCCCAAAAAAUCGAGCCUUCUGCAACCCGUUUCCAUGACCAUUUGCCCGCGGCAGUUGGCGUGGAUCUCAUUGGUCAUUCAAUCCCCGACACUUCGCUCUGCCGAUCUCUGCAAAGGGAAUGGCCAAGUGUAAAGCACAGUGGUGUCUACUCGAUAUUCCAUGUGACAAACGACGGGAAAGUUCAUUACUACCCGGUCUGGAUAUUGACCUGGUGGGAAUUACUGCUGUCGGCCCGGCAGAAACAAGAACAAUGGCGUAGUGCAUACAGUUGGCUAUCCCAAGCCAAAUCAACCUCAGAUCACCCGGCUGCUUUGAAAGUUUAUAUAAAGGCAUUGGAUUAUAUAUCGCAUAUAGGAUGGGACACCGCAAUUCCGUUUGAAACUCGAUGUUCGGCCGCUGACUUAACAUUCUUUCUCUCCAACGAUUGGUUAGCAACUCGACACAUUGAUUGGAUGCUUGAAUCAGUACAGCUCCGCUUUGAAUCAUGCAAGCAAGGCGAAAAUCGAUUGGAAUCACCCCAAAACUCAGUUAUUUUCUACUCGCCCGAAGUUCUCCGCAGCAUUAUUCGACGAUUUGAAACCAUUCCACCAAAUAUUUCGCCCGAAGCAAUUCCUCGAUUUCUUUCCCCGCUUCAAAAGCGUAUUCACGAUGGGGAGCGCCCACGCCUCUAUACGGUCUACAACUACUCCGAUGUGCACUGGAUUGCGCUGGAGGUUGACUUCAACCGGCAGGUCAUUCGCUACGGCGACUCAAUGGGUGGUUCGCGAAGUUCGGCCCGCGUUCGAAAUAUAAUAAAAGCCUGGCUGAAGGCGACGUGGGAUUAUGACAGCUUUGCGUGCGAACAGAUGCCGUGCGGCACUCAAUUGGACGAUGCAAGUUCCUGUGGGGUUUGUGCGGUCAAUACCAUCAAAAGACAGGUCUUUGAAGACCCAUUAUGGGAUGAAGACCUCGCCUCAGCAUAUCGGGCUUCAAAAUUUGUGGAAAUAGCACACCGAGUGUUACACUUAAAUAGGUCUAAUUCUGUUAUUGAACUCCCUGUGCCAUUAUCGCGCAUAUUGGCCGAUUCGUUAGCUGGGUCGAUUGAACCAGGUUCACCCAACCCUAACCCUCCAUCUCCCCAUCUAGCUCCUGCUUACCUUUCCUCCGAUGAUGAUUUCUUCAACAGGGUAUCUUCGGAUACAGAUGAGAAGAUCGAAUUGAACGCCUUAACCUUAGCCGAUGACCAGACUGACGGGGAGGCGACGGACGAUCCAGAGCCAGUGCAUCAAAACCAGGCUUUGAUAGGCCUGGGCUCAGAUUUAGACUCGGACCCGGAUUCGAACUCUAGCUCUGAGAGUUUGAAACGUCCAAAAAAACGACAAAAGUCUGGAAAGUCUACAGCACAUACCCGGACCGUCUUAGGAGCCGUUCGCAAAGGAAGCUUUCGAAUUGACGACCGUCGGUGGGCUUGGUUCGUGGCUACAAUUAAAGAGCUUGAUAACCACGCCGUUCUGGAUCGCGAUAAUCCAUUAACCGUACGACAUUCAACAUGCGGGAAUACAUUCAAAAUGCGACAGCCAUAUGAUACCAAAAAUUUUAAACUACAUGUUCAAGCCAAAACUUGCAUACUGCAGACGACAGGAGCAAAAAGCUCAAAAAAGUCCGAUGGCGCGGGAAUGCUCCCCCUCACCUCAUUUGCUGGUUUUAAACGAUGUUCUGAUCGCUCUAUUGGCUCAGGGCCACACACUUCUACGGCCGCACUGGCUUCUCAGCAAGAGAUCGAGCGGGUGUGCCCGGGUAUCUCAGAAGAAGAUAUGCCGGGUAUAUCUAAUUACUUGCUUCGAACUAUGUAUAUUGGGGGAGGAAGCCGCGCAUAUAAGCACUUUGCGGAUGCUCUUUAUUCAGCGCCGUAUGCCAAACUUAAAGCGGCGGAGCAACAAAAUGUUCAAAAUGAAGCUCACGGGAAUGUUGCCUGGCGUGUGGAUGAGUCCCAUGGCAAAUUGGGUCUAUGCAAAAACUGUGCGGCUCUGUUGGAUCUCAAAGGUUUCAAAGCUUCUGUACAAUAUGAAGCAAGGCCGAAUCAAAAGUUUACAAAUAGGCGAUGGAUCAGGGCAUCCUCAAGUAUGCAGUUUGCAAAGGUACACAGCGUGUAUGAAAUUAUUGUCAACAAAGAUGAGAGAACGCCGGCACAACGGUUCCUUUUGCAGGUCCUUAAAGGAGAAAUGAAAGAUCGUAAAAUAUUCUGUGGAAUGGUUGAGGUAAUGGCAAUGAUGGACAACAAGGCACUUCGUGGAGUCGGCCUCCAAAAUGCCAAAUACCCUCCCAACUUCAACCAGUUCUGUCAUGAGAUUGCUAACAUCUCACCACUUGCAUACCACACAUUCCGUAGUAUUUUUGGGGGCCGAACUACGUCAAACUUUCGAGUAAUUAGAGGUCCGGUGUGCCUAUCAUGCGACAACACCAAGCUCCUUCCUGCUCUUAAGACUUACUAUGACACCAGUGCAAAACAAUGGUACUUGCUUGGAGGAACUACAGGUGCAAUCGCAAUUGCAAGCACUGAGGAACUAACAUCAGUUAUCAAGGGUGGGAAGGUUUCUAAGGCUUCAAAGCUUUGGCUCUGGGUUUUACAGGUCCCAUUACCGCAUAUACCCCCUCUAGCAAUAGCCGCACUGCCAAUUGCAUCAAACGUUACUACCCAGUCGCUUACCGGCCACUCAAAGCUUAUCAUCCAAGGAUUGCUUGCCCAGGGGAUACACGUCAUUUCAUAUGCUACAGAUGGGAGCGCUAUUGAACAAAACAUACAAGAAGCACUCUUUAUGUCUAUGGAUGGGUAUUGCCACUAUACUGUUCCACACCCUUCGCAGCGGCUUCCUAAUAGCCUAACCACUCUAGAUCCUUUAGAUUUUAAACUUGGCCUCCUAGAUGGCAAGACUAAGAAUAACCCAUGUAUAAUCAUCCAGGAUAGCAAACACGCGCUCAAAACCCUACGUAACAACCUGUACUCAGGUGCUUGGCUUUUAGUGAUGGGUUCCAAAAUAUCAAUGUAUUCUCAAGUUUGCAAGAUUGCUGAAGACCCCGACUCAACCCUCCAUUGUUGCAACGUGGAGAAUAAUGAUUGA